AUGAGCUCCGAUCGCUCUGACGCCGAUGACGAGGAGCCCCCAGCUCUAGUUUCCACUGAGAUUUCCCUCAACCUAGAAGGCCUUCAGCUGUCAAAAGCACCGAUUACGAUCGUCACGGGAUACUUGGGAGCUGGGAGUGCGUGUGAAACCUCUUCCCCGUGUUCCGAGACUCUGUUGUUCAUGCUAAUUGCGACAGAAACCACCCUCUUAAACUAUAUCCUUACCGAGCAGCAUUCAAAGAAGAUCGCAGUCAUUUUAAAUGGUGGGUAGUCUCCUGCUUACGUGGUUAUUUGUUCCACUCCGUUGGUCUAUCGUAUCCGAGGUGUUGCUAAUAUUGCUCGUUUAGAAUUUGGAAACUGUGAGCCCAUUCCCUACUGCCCCACUAGGGACAUACCGUUGCGAGUCAAGCUUGGGGCAUUUCGUUAAUGACGAAGACAAUUCGAUCGGGUGGUUUUUGAGUAGCAAGUGAUAUCGAAAAAUCUCUAACCGUUCAGAGGGAUGGUCAGCAAGUUGAAGAAUGGCUGGAGCUCGCAAAUGGCUGUAAGCACACCCAAAACCUCAUCCUACUCCCUGAGCAUGGCAUCUGAGGCAUCACACAGGUAUUUGCUGCUCAGUAAAGUAGGCCUUACCCCUGCCCCCUUAAUGGUAUCUACGGUGUUCAUCAACUUGGGUUGUAGGGACAUGGGAGUAGCGGCUAUUGAAAAACUCAUGGAGCGCCGAGGCAAGUUUGAUUACAUACUUCUAGAAACAACCGGGCUCGCAGACCCUGGGAAUAUAGCACCUAUGUUUUGGCUAGACGAAGGCCUUCAAUCAACGAUAUUUCUGGAUGGAAUUGUUACCCUUGUCGAUGCAGCAAAUAUUGUUCGUACCCUCGAGGACCAGGAGGCAUCCUCGAAGGACGACGAAACCGGGGCUGUGGUGACUACCGCACACCUACAGAUCUCCCAUGCGGACGUGGUGGUGAUAAACAAGGCAGACCUAGUUACUCAGGAAGAGAUCGAAGUUAUUAAGCAGAGGAUAGCGGGAAUGAACGGAUUAGCAAGAAUCAUCGUCACGGAGAGAGGGAAAGUGGAUAAUCUUGGAGAAUGGCUUUUGGAUUUGAGGGCCUAUGAAAACGUCGGGGAGUUGAAAACACCAGUUAGAACUCGGUUAGAUGAGGUAUGCCGACCAUUACCUGCUAUCAACCUCAUUUAACGCCCUGCUGACUUCUAUUAAAAAAAUUCGAGACCAUUUCUACUGUUUCUCUUGAGCUCCCCGAACUGGAGGAAGGGAUGCUGGAUUCAUUAGACGCUUGGAUCAGGUCUCUGUUAUGGGAAGCGGAAGUGCCGGGUUCGUCGAAAAAACCGGGCGAUCGAGACUCGAGAAAACAACCGAUUCUCGAUAUCCACAGAUUGAAAGGGAGGGUUAUCACGAAAACGGGAAAGGUCCUGCUGAUACAGGGCGUAAGGGAAACCUUUGAGAUAUUUGACGCACCGGAUCAGAACUCAGCAAUGAAAGCCGAAGGAAAGUUGGUUCUGAUUGGGAGGGGAUUAAGAGAUGUGGAUGUGAAGGAGAGUCUGGAGUGGUUCUUGUCUCGCGGAAGAGAGAGCUGAAAUGAACGAAGCAAAGUGUUUGCUGUUGUCCCAUCGUGAUUCAGGCACCACAAGUGAACUACCGUAAGUCAAGUGGUGUUGUGCAACAUCCAUCUGAACAAUUAAAAAUUAGGCUCAUACUCGGGGCAACAUGUCAAAUGUGUGGUUGACCCACCUCAACUUUUUAUGAACCUUUAAAUACGGGUCCGGUGCAUGAUAUGAUGUACUAGUACAGUGCGCUUAAAGUUGUUCGAGCAGCUACCGUACACUUAUACCGGUAUUACUUUUCCUUCUUUUUUUUUUUUUUUUUCGGUUUACGAGGGUCUCGGGCAGUGUGACACUCAGGGUGAUGUGUAUGGCCAUCGAGCAGCGGAUCUUGCAGGGGCAUGGUUGCGGGUGCGGGGCUCGUCGCCCAACGAGUCUGGUGAAAGUAAUGGAGAGAGUAUGAUACAGUGCGGCACUUUAUCGUGCAAAUACCAUGCGCGAUGCCCUACGAGUACAGGCUACGGCUAUUCGUACAGGUGCCUUAUCAUAUCAUACUAAACCCCCAAGAGGCAGGAAGGGAUAUAAGGGCAAGGUGAUUGAAGGAGAGUGAGGUUGAGCAAAAUCAUGUUUCAAUACCGGUAUUGACCAAUUUAUUGAACGAAUCUCAUGUCCCAGUAAUUGAUUGGGUUGCCACGAACUGAGCCCUCCGGGGACUGAGUUUUUAUCGAUUCUCACAGCACCACCACCACCUCCUGCACAUUUCGUGCAUGCCCCUCAUGACACUUAUUGUAACUUUCGCUGUUUCCUUUUGCCUCUGCAGUCCCGCACUGCCCAUCGAAUCCGGCUGUUUGUGUGUUCCUGUACUCGAGUAGGCUCUAUGGUAGUGCAACGGUAAUAACUGGAAUAGUGAGAAGUUAAAUAUCAUAUGUACAAUUUUAAUUUUUUCCCCCCAAACAAUUGC
Molecule: messenger RNA, 2517 nt
Organism: Tuber aestivum (summer truffle)
Lineage: Eukaryota; Fungi; Ascomycota; Pezizomycetes; Pezizales; Tuberaceae
Source: the annotation of a GenBank genome assembly